AUGGCAGCAGUCGGACACCGCUGGCCCGGCCAGCCGACUCCGGAGUUCGGCCUCUUCUCGCACCACGCUGGCCAUGUGCGUCAGAGUUCUCUCGAGACCGAGCAGGACCUGCCCUCGGCGAGGCAGAGGCUGCGCGACAUGCUGGAUGACCCCUCAUCUUCGGGUGUCGCGCAGGCCGUCCACUACUUCAUCAUCGGGGCCAUCAUCACUGGUUCGCUUCUCACCGUGGUGGAGACCAUGCCGACCAUGCGCAUUCACGCGCCGUUCCUUGACGCGAUGGAUUUCCUGGUGACGAUCAUCUAUUCGAUCGAGAUCGUCCUGCGGUUUUACGCCACGGAUGACUGCGUGGGCUUCUGCGUAUUUUUCAACAUCGUUGACGUGGCCUCGACUUUGCCUGGUUAUCUCGAGCUCGUCAUCCGAGCGUACGGCGAGUCGCCGAAGGCGGCUGCGACGGUGGCUCCGAUCCGGAUCCUCCGGAUCUUCCGUGUGGUUCGCCUUCUCAGGGUCGUCCGGGUGUUCAAGCUGGUCAAGGACAACCACUACGCACAGCAGACGGCCCUCCUCGUCGAGGUGAUAACCGAGGCCGCCACGCACUCGGGGCUCUGCGUCAUCCUGCUCCUGUUCGGCCUCAUGACCGUCAUCGCGUCGACGCUGCUCUACCUGUUCGAGGCGCCCGAGUGCCUCCAGGGCUGGGCCACGCCCAGGGACGAGCUCUACGCCAUCCCGCCGCAGGACUGCACGGCGCGGUCGAACUUCGACUCGAUCCCACUGUGUUCUGGUGGGCCGUGA
Molecule: messenger RNA, 789 nt
Organism: Prorocentrum cordatum
Lineage: Eukaryota; Dinophyceae; Prorocentrales; Prorocentraceae
Source: the annotation of a GenBank genome assembly